GCUGGAAGUCGAAAUUCAGCCGCUCGACCGAAAUUGCGGCGCACCGGCUUUUUGAAUCCGAACGGAAGGAGUCGGAAACAUUCUCAUUAUCCUGAAAGGAAGUGCUCCAAGGACAGCCAUGCGGCUGGGAUGGCGCUACUGCAUUGCUCUGGCUGCGAUGGUGGCCAUUUGGCUGGCAGUUGUGUUUCUCUUGUCGGACAAAAUCAUGAACUACGACCAUUCCAAGUCCAGUGAUCAUGUCGAGCUGGUCUGGUGGUCAAGGGACAUGUCCUGGAACUACGACGAGGUGCGCCAAUGUGGCAUCAACACUUGCCGCAUCACCAACAAGCGACACCGCCUUCCGAUGUCCCGGGGCGUUCUGUUUUACGGCUCCAACAUGAAGACUGGAGACUUCCCGGUGCCGCGAGGCAAGCAGCAUGUGUGGGCCCUGCUGCAUGAGGAAUCACCCAGGAACACACCGUUUGUCUCCAACGAUGAGUUCCUCCGGCACUUUCACUUCACCUCGACAUUCAGCCGCUUUAGCAACAUGCCGCUGACGACGCAGUACUUGCCCAGUGGCCAGGCGCUCACCUCGAAAGAUUAUCACGUUUCAUUUGCCGGGAAGUCCAAGUGGGCAUUCCGUCCAUCCGCAUCGAUAGCUUUCAUGCAAAGCGAUUGUGACACGAUGUCUGGAAGGGAGGAUUAUGUCAAGGAGCUGAUGAAGUAUCUCACGAUCGAUUCGUACGGCAGCUGCCUGCGUAACAAAGAUCUUCCUGAAAGCCUAAAAAACGACUACUUGAAUAACCUUUAUUCACCGGAGUUGCUGCGAUUUCUUUCUGAAUACAAGUUCAUGAUUGCCAUUGAGAAUGCUGCCUGCCCCGAUUACAUUACAGAGAAGUUUUGGCGUCCUUUGGUGAUGGGGGUAAUUCCAAUUUACUUUGGUUCACCCACCAUAAAAGACUGGCAGCCGAAUAAUAAAUCUGCGAUUUUUGUAGAGGACUUUACACACCCACGGGGGUUGGCAAAUUAUUUAAACGAGUUGGCCGAUAACCAAACUCUGUACGACUCGUACCGGCAGCACAAACUAAAUUGGCGCAACCCCAUCUCCAACAAGAAGUUGCUCCACAAUUUGGUCACGCGGCAGUACCACAUUGGCGAUUCUUCUCCGGGAGCUUCACUCUUUGAUAAGUUUGAGUGUUCGGUUUGCAACUAUGUGAUCAACACCGCCAGAAACGUAAUGGCCAACUCGCGUCAUUACAACUGCCCCUUGGAACCGGUGUACGCUCACCUGGAGGAUAAGAAGAUGCCCCGGAAUGUCGCUGACUGGAGAUCCAUGAUGGAAGUAGGCCAGUGUCAAGCAAAGAUACUGGACGAGUUCUUUCGCCGAAAUUCCAGCUUCCAUGAAGCCGACUUUGAGGCUGAACUAACCCGAAGGAUGGACAGAAAUCAGUGCAAAUAGAUCGUGCAAGUUAACGGUCAUCCUAAACAUUCCUAUAUUUAGUGGUUGAAGCGUACGACAAUAACACUCAGAUUUUACCUUGUGAUAAUAAAUAGUACUUUUAUGAAUUAUUAAUUUCAUAUAAAAAUCGAUCUUUAAGCUCUUUACUAUUCCUUUAAACCCUUUACUUUAAAUAAAAUGUACCAAAUCAAGUG
This is a messenger RNA of Drosophila rhopaloa, 1632 nucleotides long. It is a transcript of the gene FucTB, whose product is annotated as alpha-(1,3)-fucosyltransferase B. Gene Ontology annotation, molecular function: alpha-(1->3)-fucosyltransferase activity. Lineage: Eukaryota; Metazoa; Arthropoda; Insecta; Diptera; Drosophilidae. Gene Ontology annotation, cellular component: Golgi membrane. The transcript is spliced from 4 exons. The record is from RefSeq and is a predicted model, not a curated record. The coding region runs from base 119 to 1438 and encodes 439 amino acids.